AUGAAGAGCACUCUCCUUGCCGCCGCCGCUCUGCUCGGCUCCGCCCAGGCUGGCGUGCACAAGCUGAAGCUCCAGAAGCACUCUCUUGCCGAGCAACUGGCUACCCACAGCAUCGAGGAGCACGUCCAGGCUGUUGGCCAGAAGUACCUGGGAUCGCGCCCUGAAUCCCGAGCUGAUGCCGUCUUCAGCACCAACGUUCCCAAGUCAGAUGGCAUCCACCCUGUGCCUGUCACGAACUUUAUGAAUGCGCAGUACUUCUCCGAGAUCACCAUCGGUACUCCUCCUCAGACCUUCAAGGUUGUUCUCGAUACCGGUAGUUCCAACCUCUGGGUUCCUUCCCAGAGCUGCAACAGCAUUGCCUGCUUCCUGCACUCCACAUAUGACUCCUCUAGCUCCUCGACAUACAAGAAGAAUGGGUCCGAUUUCGAGAUCCAUUAUGGAUCUGGUAGCUUGACUGGGUUUAUCUCCAAUGACGUAUUCACCAUUGGCGACCUCCAGGUCAAGAACCAAGACUUCGCAGAGGCCACCGAGGAGCCUGGCCUGGCUUUCGCAUUUGGCCGUUUCGAUGGCAUUCUUGGUCUUGGCUUUGAUACCAUCUCGGUGAACCACAUCGUCCCUCCCUUCUACCAGCUGGUAAACCAGAAGCUCAUUGACGAGCCUGUCUUUGCGUUCUACCUGAGCUCAACCGAUGAAGGCUCCGAGGCCGUCUUCGGAGGUGUUGACAAGAGCCACUACGAGGGCGAGAUUGAGUAUAUUCCUCUGCGCCGCAAGGCUUACUGGGAGGUUGACCUUGAUUCUAUCGCCCUUGGCGACGAGGUGGCCGAGCUUGAUGACACCGGUGUUAUUCUUGACACUGGUACUUCUCUCAACAUCCUGCCCAGCUCUCUCGCCGAGAUGCUGAAUGCUCAAAUCGGAGCCAAGAAGGGAUACAACGGCCAGUACACGAUUGAUUGCUCAAAGAAGCAGUCGCUUCCCGACAUCACCUUUGACCUCGCUGGUUCCAAGUACAGCCUGCCUGCUUCUGACUACAUCCUGGAGGUCUCUGGUAGCUGCAUUUCCACCUUCCAGGGAAUGGACUUCCCUGCCCCCACUGGUCCCUUGGCCAUUCUUGGUGAUGCUUUCUUGCGCCGUUACUACUCUGUCUACCACCUUGGCAAGGGUGCCGUCGGUCUGGCCAAGGCCAAAUAA
Clonostachys rhizophaga is the source of this 1188-nucleotide messenger RNA. The record is from the annotation of a GenBank genome assembly. NCBI's taxonomy places the organism in Eukaryota, Fungi, Ascomycota, Sordariomycetes, Hypocreales, Bionectriaceae.